Molecule: messenger RNA, 1175 nt
Organism: Halteromyces radiatus
Lineage: Eukaryota; Fungi; Mucoromycota; Mucoromycetes; Mucorales; Cunninghamellaceae
Product: P-loop containing nucleoside triphosphate hydrolase protein
Exons: 4
Coding region: 167-832 (221 amino acids)
Biological process (GO): vesicle-mediated transport
Cellular component (GO): vesicle; trans-Golgi network; Golgi apparatus
Molecular function (GO): GTP binding; GTPase activity
Source: RefSeq, a predicted model, not a curated record
UCAUAUUUCUCUUUUUUGAUACUUUUUUUUUUAUUUCCCUUUUUUUUCACUUUUUCUUUUUUUCUUUCUUUCUUUCUUUUCUUUUUCCAUCCACCUUCCUUUUAUACCUUUUACAUCUCUAUAUAUUUAUUCAUCCACUUUACAAAUAAAAAGAACACAAUACAAUAUGACUGGACCACCAACAAGAGAAUAUCUUUACAAAAUCUUGGUAGUAGGUGAUCUUGGCACUGGCAAGACAUCUAUCAUUCGACGCUAUGUACACAAUAUCUUUUCUACAAAUUACAAAUCAACUAUUGGUGUUGACUUUGCUCUCAAAGUGAUUCAGUGGUCACCUGAAAUCAUUGUUCGUUUACAAUUAUGGGAUAUAGCUGGACAAGAACGAUUUGGUAAUAUGACUCGGGUUUAUUACAAGGAAGCUCUUGGAGCAUUUGUGGUAUAUGAUGUGACUCGGCCGCAGACUUUUGAAGGUGUAACCAAAUGGAAGCAAGAUUUGGAUUCAAAGGUGGCAUUACCUGAACUUUGGGGUGGUGGUAAUAUUCCUGUGGUCUUAUUGGCAAACAAGAGUGACUUGUUACAAGAAGGACAUGGCCAACCUAUCAAUCCACUAGAAAUGGAUCAAUUCUGUCAAGACAAUGGAUUCUCAAAAUGGUUUGAAACAUCGGCAAAGGAUAAUAGCAAUAUUGACGAAGCAGCUCGACACUUGAUCCAAACCAUUGUGGCUAUUGAAGAAGAACGAGGUACUCUAUUAACUGACGAUUUGGACAAUGAUUCUAUCCAUUUGGAUCAAUCGAAACAUCAUGAUCAUUACAGUGGUGGAAGUGGUUGUUGUUAGAAUUAGAUCUUUCCUCUUUUAUUUUCUUCUUUAUUAUUAUUAUUAUUAUUAUUACUUUUGGGCAAAUCUAUUUUUGUACAUUCUUCAUUUUUUUUUAUUGUCAUUAUGUUUUAUCAUUAUUAUUAGGUCUUAGUAUCCUCCUUCCAUAGCCUAAACUUUUUUUCUUUGAUAUAUUGUCAUUUCGUUUUUAUUUUUCUUCGUAUCAUUAUUCCUUGCCUGUCUUUCUCUCUCUCUCUCUCUAUAUAUAUAUAUAUAGUCAAUCAUCAUUUUUUUUUAUCCUCCAUGAUUAUAACUGUGAGUUAAUCUACAAAAGAUACAAUAAAAAAUAAAAUAUGAAAACGAA